CACCGCUCAGAAGACAGUUUAUUAAAGGAGUCUACAGAAGGGGAAUAUAAUUAUCAGAAAGAUGGUGAAGAAUCGACGCUUUGAAAAUAAAUCUAGUGAAUAUGGUAUACGGCACUUGCAAAUCCUUUUGCUCUUCAGCGCUUUGACCGUGGGCUUUGCGAUGCGAGUUAAUCUAUCCGUGGCUAUUGUGGCCAUGGCCGAAUUUCCCGAAUACAAUUGGUCGGAGAGAAUCAAAUCUCUGGUGCUGAGCAGCUUCUUUUGGGGCUAUGUGACUACACAGGUGCCAGCCGGUCCGCUGGCGCGUCGAUUUGGCGGCAAAGUGACAAUUCUGACGGGCUUAUCCGUGUGCUCCGUGCUGACCGUUCUGACGCCCCUCUGUGUUCGGCUAGGCGGCUGGCAGCUGCUGUGCGCUGUGCGUCUGCUCGAGGGCGUCUUUCAAGGCUUGCUCUUUCCCUCCUGCCAUACGGUCAUCUCAGCCUGGGUGCCACCCAAUGAGCGCGCGACCAUGGGCAACUUUACCUAUGUCGGCUAUCAAUUUGGCACGAUUGUCAUGCUGGCUACCAGUGGUUUGCUGGCUUCCAUGGGCGGCUGGCAGAGCAUCUUCUAUGCAUCGGGCGCAGCUGGCUGCAUUUGGUCUGUGGCUUAUUACUUUUGGGGUGCCAGCACGCCGGCCCAAUCCAAGAGCAUAUCUCCAGAGGAGCGAGAGCUUAUCGAGCUGGGACAAGCGAGCGAGCGUAGUGAGAACGCGGAGCUGCCAAGUCAUCAACAGAUUACGCCUUGGCUGAGCUUCUUCAGGACUCCAGCUGUGCUGGCAUUGAUCGCGGUGCAAUCGUCGUUUGCAUUCGGCUUCUGGACGUUGCUAACACAGAUACCCAGCUACAUGAAGAAUGUCUUGGGCAAGGACAUCAAGGCCAAUGCCCUGCUCUCUGCGCUGCCCUACACUGCCAUGUUUGUGCUCAGCUUCGUGUUCGCGUGGCUUUCCAAGCGAUUGCAGCGAACGGAUUGCGUUUCGCUCUCGUUCAAUCGAAAGUUGUUUAACUCCAUUGGCAUGUUGAGUCCCAUGUGCCUGCUCAUUGCCUUGGGCUAUGUGCCGCCCAGUAUGGACACGUUGGCUGUUAUCCUGCUCACCUUAACUGUGGCCAUCGGAUCGGCCACCAAUGUGGGCUUCCUCAUCAAUCACAUCGAUUUGUCGCCCAACUUUGCGGGCAUUAUAAUGGGCAUCUGCAAUGGCUUCGCCAAUUGCAUGAGUCUGGCUGCUCCGCUUGUUGUGGGCGGCAUCGUUACCGAUAAGAACAAUGUCCAACAGUGGCGCCAGGUAUUCUUCUUGGCCGCCGGGAUCUACUUUGUGGGCAAUGGACUCUUUGUGAUCUUUGGUCGCACGAGUGUUCAGCCCUGGAACGAGCCGCCAGUCAAGCAGAGAAGCAACUCAACAGCAGAGCUGGAAGCACAAAAUGAAAAGUAAUGAAAA
Drosophila hydei is the source of this 1468-nucleotide messenger RNA. RefSeq names its product putative inorganic phosphate cotransporter. NCBI's taxonomy places the organism in Eukaryota, Metazoa, Arthropoda, Insecta, Diptera, Drosophilidae. Gene Ontology annotation, biological process: monoatomic anion transport; transmembrane transport. The coding region runs from base 62 to 1462 and encodes 466 amino acids. Gene Ontology annotation, molecular function: transmembrane transporter activity. The transcript has 4 exons. The record is from RefSeq and is a predicted model, not a curated record. Gene Ontology annotation, cellular component: plasma membrane.